UCAGAUCUGCCACAACACCCCGGCCUAAAAUCGGAAGUUAUGAACGCUUCCAAGAUCGAACCUCAAAGGUCCGGGUGACUCCGCCUCUCGACAGCCCGCGCGGAGCAAAGGCCCUUCCCCUCCGCCCCACCCCAGCCAAAGCUGCGCGCGCAGGCACGUCACAUGAUAGCGCUCAGGGGCGGGGCGCUGUGUCUCCGGGAGAGACGCGUUGCGUGACGGCCUCCGGCCAGCCAAUAGACGAUCGCAACGAGGGAUUUCAAAUGUGGCCGCGGUAGUUGUAGCCUGCUUGGCCGAAAGGGAGGCCGAAUAAGCUCGCCCGGACUUGAGCGGCCAAGACAAAGAUGGUUAAGGAAAGGUGUCAGAAAAAGUCCUUUCAAGAUAGUCUUGAAGACAUUAAGAAGCGAAUGAAAGAGAAAAGGAAUAAAAACUUGGCAGAGAUUGGCAAACGCAAGUCCUUUAUUGUUGCACCAUGCCAAGUACCCACUAACACUUCUACACUGCUGAAAAAUUACCAAGAUAAUAACAGGUUGUUAGUUUUGGCUUUGGAAAAUGAAAAAUCCAAAGUGAGAGAAGCCCAAGAUAUCAUCCUACAGCUGAGAAGAGAAUGUUACUACCUUGCAUGUCAGCUAUAUACUGUGAAACAGAAGCUAACUUCCCAACAAAGUGAAGAAACUGAUCAGAACCAGAAAGGAUGUCCCUCAGAAGUGGUCUCCAGUAGUGACAACACCAUCGGGGACUUGUCUGUGAAGACCUUACAGCAAAUUGCUCUUGAAGAAAAUGAUUGGCUAUUCCAAACCAAAGAACCAAGUCCUACUGUUUCUCCAGACACACUGGGGAGUAAUUUUGAUUCAGGUAAAGUCAAGUCUACUAAUGAUGUCAUACCUAGAACUGUGUCUUUCCGUCGCCACUUAAAGAAAGAUUUUAAUAAUGUAAGUUGCUCCACUGCUUUGGAGGAUUGUGAAUCCAGUCAUUGGGUGAGACAGUCUUUGGAAGUUAGAAGAAGUGGAUGUAGAGACCCAACUGUAACUCUGCACAAACUUGAAAAUGUAGAACAAAAUGUUUGUCUGUGGAACAAGGACCAAAUUAACUUAUCCCCUAAACUGACGUGCCCAGAAAAGAAUGCUAAAACAAAAGAAGUCAUUUUACCAUCUAAACCUGAACAAAUGAAAAGUAUGCAUAAAUGUGCACGUAAAAGAAGAGCCAACCAGAGAUGCAAAUCAAAACCCUCAUUGAGGUGUAAGGGCAACAAAAGCAAAGAUAAGCAGACUUUACACCCCACAAAAUUGAAUGGGUCUAUUAGUUCCAGCGAUGCUUAUGAUUUUAAUCUCGAAGAGUGUGUUCACCUCUCCCCUUUCCGACAAAAAAUGAGCAAUGGCUGCAGUGGAGAAAUCAACAGCAGGGACUUGGAAGAGAGUGCUUUUGAACUGAGUGCCUCUGAGGAUGAGUCUGAUGACCUCUACCUGCCUCCUCACAAGCACUUGCAAGACCACACCAGAGAGUCAGACACAAUCACCAGGCCUCGGCCUAAAAGAGGACUCCAGUACACGGAUGAAAAAGACAGAGAGAGGGCGCCACCAACCAGAGCUACUACCGGUAUCCCACCCAAGAAUCAAGAGUCACCUGGUCGUAGCCUAAAGGAUGUCACCAAUAUCCUGCUGCACCCUGUAGUGAAAAUCAGGAAACUUUCUCUGUCUCCAAAAAGGAAUGAAGACAGCCCGGCAGUGUCUCUGCCUAAGCGCAGGUGCACCACCAUCACAAACUAUAAAGAGCCGACCCUCGCUUCGAAACUAAGAAGAGGGGACCCUUUCACAGACUUGUGUUUCUUAAAUUCUCCUAUUUUCAAGCAGAAAAAGGAUAUGAGACGUCCUAAAAGAAGUACAAAGCAAACACAGUAACUCCUUUUGUUGGAUGCUGUUGAAGAUGAUCCUUCUCUUUUACCCAGUAGAUUCUGUGAGACAGUGUGCAGUGUGCAGAACCAUCCCUUAUCAGGAUAUCCCUUGGAUCUAUACUUUGUAAUUGUGUGAAUUGCUACCAACAUCUAAAAUUUCUCUAGCAUCUUUACUUUUUUCCUUAAGCAGGGGGAAUUACAGAGUUGACAAGAAGUAAAGAUAGGAUAUAAAUCUUUCAUAAAUCCUUGACAUCACAGUAAGACAUACCGUAAGUUGCUGAGAAUCCCUUAUUUUACUGUCAUACUGGUUCUUUGGGUGAAACAUAUAUGGAAUCAUGAUUAAGAGAACUGAUGGUUUUGGUUCUGGGACAAGAUAACUGUUGUGAACUCUCGGUGUGUGCAACAUCAUUCUUCAGAAUCAACAUGUCAUGUACCUCAGGCUAACUCUUCAUGUUGUCAGAAGUUCACAAGUAUAAAUAUGUGAAUAGUAA
Messenger RNA from Peromyscus maniculatus bairdii (prairie deer mouse), 2379 nucleotides. It is a transcript of the gene Sgo1, whose product is annotated as shugoshin 1. Gene Ontology annotation, biological process: meiotic chromosome segregation. The record is from RefSeq and is a predicted model, not a curated record. Gene Ontology annotation, cellular component: chromosome, centromeric region; nucleus. Lineage: Eukaryota; Metazoa; Chordata; Mammalia; Rodentia; Cricetidae.